AUGUCGGUUUCGAAGGAUUUCGUGCUCGAUGAUGAUGGACGACUUUUGAAAAUCACAAUGCAGUUCAACAGACUAUUCAAGAAUAUUCAAAAGUUCACAAAGCUGUCAAGAAACGGAGCUCAUAAUUUGCUAUCGCCUUUAAUCAGAUUGAUCAACGAGAAAGACAACGACACUUUCAAGCAGAUUGAAGGCCACACAGAGGUGAUGAAGUGCCUUCGUGAAGCAUGGCUAGAAGAAAGAAACUUCAGAGAAAGAAAUGAAAAGUUUGUAAGGAACAUUGGCGAGUGGAUGCUUGACAAAGGUUUCAGCUCAGUUGAAGAACUCGACGAAGAAUGGGAUGCUGCGCGACUAACAGAAUGUAAAAUGCGUAGAUAUAAAUGUAUAGCAAAGUAUAACACUAUAGAGUUAGAGGCGGCGAGAGAAACAGAGAAGUAUCAAACUGUGAAGUUCGAGCAGGUACAAAAGGAAUGUGACGAGUUGAAGAGGAGAAACAGGAUGCUGUUUCAACAACUAGAAGUUGCGCGUUCAGAUAUUCGCAAAAUGACAGUACACCAAAAGUCUAAACAUAAACUGUUUGUAUCAGAAAAGAAAAGGAGUAGUGUUGGUUUUUCUGAGUACAAUGCCCAUUCGUUCGAACAUAUCGAAAAGAAAACAUCGUCACAAGUUGAGUUAAAGAUAUCUGACCCAGAAGCUGAAAAAACAGUCCCAGCUGGAGUGAAAUCAGAAGAAGAAGUCUGUGAUCUGAAUGUUGAAAAUGGAUUUUUGAGUAAUGGACAGUAUGAAAAUGAUACAAUGGUUGUAAGAGAGGAUUCUACCGAUGACAAGGUAGAUGAAUCUGUGUGUAUGGAUAUAAAAGAAGAAUCUGCAGAAGGAAAUGUGGAGGAAUCGAGAGUCGUGUUGUGUAGUGGGGAACAAAAGUCUGACGAGUUUCAGAGAUUUCGCACGGAAAGCACACAUGAUAACAUCAAGGAAUCCAAGGAGAUUGAGUUAGUCGCAGAUACUAAACGAUCGAAUCUCAAAGUGUAUCAAAAUCUGGAAAAUGUUCAAAACAAAGGAAUAGGUUUUCAAAAUGUGAUCGAAAAGUUCGAUAUUCUGGAAAAUCCCAGUAUGGAUCUAAAGGAGCAGCAUCACGAAAUAAGUACUGUAUCAGAGCUUCCAAGAGUAAUCAAAGGUCAAAGAACUGUAUCCGAGAUCAUGGUAGAAACAAACUCAGAAAAUUCAGAAGAGAAGGAAGAAAGCAAUGUACAGGACAAGAAAGCUAAUGACUUGAGGGAAAGUCAAGGUCCCCCGAUGAGAUUGCUACCAAAGUCUUCAAAUUUGGAUCAAUAUGAGAACAAAAAUUGCGUCCUCUUUAAAAGUGAUACACCCAAUAAGGAUCCCAUAUUGGUUUCUGGGAAAUCGCCACAAUUGGAAAACCAGGACCGGAAAAAGGCCGGAGAGGGUGCCUGUGGCUCUGUUUUUGAGACAAGGACCAUUCACGGAGUUCAGGAGGAACCGUGGCCACGGAAAGAUCCACCACCACUGUUUCAGUCAAAUGAUACUAUUGAGUCUCAAGACAACUCGGAUCAAGUGCGAGUUCUCCUGCACAGAGACUUUCGACCACGAGAGGAUCCACCACAACCACAAAUGUCUCAGUCGAAGGAUAAAGAUCAAUUGAAAACUUGCUUGCAUCAAGAGUUUCGGCCAAGAAAAGAUCCACCCCGAAUGUGUCUACAUGAUACUAGGGGAUACGAGUUUCAACCAGAGAAGUUUGAAGUUCACCUGCAUCAUGAGUUCCGACCAAGGAAGGAUCCACCAUGUCGAGACCAUUAUCACAACAUGCCACCAUGUCAUUAUGGUUCAAAUACGGAUUCAUGGUCCAAUUUCGUUAUUGAUGUGCACUGA
Molecule: messenger RNA, 1884 nt
Organism: Caenorhabditis briggsae
Lineage: Eukaryota; Metazoa; Nematoda; Chromadorea; Rhabditida; Rhabditidae
Exons: 2
Coding region: 1-1884 (627 amino acids)
Source: RefSeq, a predicted model, not a curated record